This is a messenger RNA of Nerophis lumbriciformis (worm pipefish), 844 nucleotides long. It is a transcript of the gene nfyba, whose product is annotated as nuclear transcription factor Y, beta a. The record is from RefSeq and is a predicted model, not a curated record. Lineage: Eukaryota; Metazoa; Chordata; Actinopteri; Syngnathiformes; Syngnathidae. Gene Ontology annotation, cellular component: CCAAT-binding factor complex; nucleus. Gene Ontology annotation, molecular function: protein heterodimerization activity; DNA-binding transcription activator activity, RNA polymerase II-specific; RNA polymerase II cis-regulatory region sequence-specific DNA binding. Gene Ontology annotation, biological process: regulation of transcription by RNA polymerase II.
UUAGAGAGCGUUCGAUGGGUCCUUGAACGCAGCCCCUCUAGUGGCCGGAGGCGGUAGUGCAGCCGGGGCUCCGCGCUGGGACUGGUUCUUUCGCAGCCAUUUUCUGUCCAACCAAACCGCGGCCUGAGGACGGCAACCAACCAGGGCUUCAUUGCAGAUGGACGGGGACGGUUCCACUACCGACGCCUCCCAGCUGGGCAUCGCUGGGGAGUAUAUACCAUCCACACACUACGUGCUCCAGCAAGAUGGUGAUGACGAUGCUGACGAAGGUAUGAACGAUCAUGAGGAAGGGGGCUCAAAGGACAACUACAGGGAGCAGGACAUCUAUCUCCCCAUCGCUAAUGUGGCUCGCAUCAUGAAGAACGCUGUCCCACAAACCGGAAAGAUCGCCAAAGACGCUAAGGAGUGCGUGCAGGAGUGCGUGAGCGAGUUCAUCAGCUUCAUCACCAGCGAGGCGAGCGAGCGCUGCCACCAGGAGAAGCGCAAGACCAUCAACGGCGAGGACAUCCUGUUCGCCAUGUCCACGCUGGGCUUCGACAUGUACGUGGAGCCGCUCAAGCUCUACCUGCAGAAGUUCCGAGAGGCAAUGAAAGGGGAAAAAGGGAUGCCUGUGACGGACGGCCUUGGAGAGGAGCUCACAGACGACAGCUUCACUAACCCUCUUCCUGCAGGAAUUAUCACUGCCGAUGGCCAGCAGCAGAACGUGAUGGUGUACACCACCUCAUACCAACAGAUUCCUAACGUGCAGCAGAUCCAGUUCUCCUGACAAGUUUCUCCUCCAGCUGCAACAAGUGGCCCGUGCUCGCCAGUGAGAGGAAAGGUGUGCGGGGUGGGGGUGUUUGGG